AUGACGAUCGAGUUGGUCGUAAAUCUGGAAAAUCAUAAAAGGAGGAUAUGGAGUAUUUGCUGGAGCCCUGAUGGUAAUUUUCUGGCUUCGGUAGGAGCGGAUAAGUAUAUAACUAUAUGGUAUAAAAAGAAUAAUGAUAAAAUAAAAAAAUCAAAUAAUAGUAAUAAAAUUAUUAAAAAAUUGAAUAUAAUGGGGGAAAAGACUCUAAUAAAAUGUAACUUAGAGUUUGAGAUAUAUGAUAUAAUAGAAACGAAUCAUGAAAAGUCAUUGAGACACAUUGAGUUUUCUAAGGAUGGAAGUUUUUUUGUUGUUGCUUCUUUUGAUUCAAAAUGUUCAAUUUACAAGAAAAACAAAAAUGAUAAAUGGACAUUUUACAGAUCGUUAGAAGGGCAUGAAAAGGAAGUAAAAUGUGCUUCAAUUCAUCCAACAAAUAAAUAUAUAGUAACUUGUGGAAGGGAUAAAAGUAUAUGGGUACAUGCAAAAGCAGAUAACCGAAAAAAUAAAAAUAUGACAACAGAUAUUUGUAGCACUAGUAAUAGUAUUGAUGAGAAUAAUAACUUUUUUACAGCUAACGAUACAGUGGAUAAUUCAUUAACAUCCAACGGUGCAAUUGAUAAUCCUCUGACGUUCAGCUGUGUAGCUGAUAAUUCUCUAAUGCCCAUCGGUACAAAUGUUAAUGCACCCAUUGCUAACGACCCUAUUAAUACCACGGACAUGCUACGCGAUGAUGAAAACAAUUUUGAUUUUAAUUUCGAUGCAUAUCUAACUGCUCAUACAGAAGACAUUAAGUUCGUUUCCUGGUGUCCAUUGAGUGAAAAUACAUUUAUAUCCCUUUCAUAUGAUAAUUCCCUAAAAAUUUGGAAUAAAAAAGCAGACGAAUGGAAUUGCAUACAAACGUUAAACGAACAUACUUCUGUUGUUUGGUGUGUUGCUUUUAAUUUUGAUGGAUCAGAAUUUGCUACAUGUUCUGAUGACAAAUCUAUUAGAGUAUGGAGAAGUGAAAAGAAAAAUAUGUACAAUAAACAGAAAUAUCCUUUUCUUUAUCAGCAGAUAGUUAAAAAUGUAAGAAAAAAUUCAAAUCAUAGUUCAUUCAGUUUUGAAAUAGACAAAACGAACACCAAAGGAAGUGAUAUUGAUACAUUUAAUAAGAAAACAAAUAAUAAAAUUAAUAACAACAAAAAAAAUAUAAAAGUAAAAGGCUCGAACGAAAGCAGCAUUCUCAAAAGAACAACUAACCUACUGAACAAGCUAAAAGAGCACACACUCAAAAAGGAAAAUGAUUCAAAUAAUUCAAAUGAUGCAAAUGGUACAAAUGAUAUAAAUGGUACAAUUGAUAUAAAUGGUACAAUUGAUAUAAAUGGUACAAUUGAUAUAAAUGGUACAAAUAAUUUCCACAAUUUUUUAAUUAUAGGAUAUUCAGAAAAUGGGAAAGAUAUACAAACCGUUUUAAAAGUUUUUGUUAAAUAUAAAUUUGUUCCUCUGUAUUUUGAUUAUGGCUUCUUCAAAUUUGUCUACAAGUACUCGCAAAUAGAAAAUGGUCAAAAUGAUAAAAGUCAAAAAUGUAAUGACACACAAAAGGGUAACAGCAAAGGUGAUGAGCCCAAUGAAGCAAACGAUGAUGAUACCAUUUCCAAAGUCUCUAAAAAUGCAGUCACUAAGCAUAACGAGGAAAACAAAAAUAUAAAAGAUGAAAUAAACAGAAAUGACAAAGAUAUAAUAAACGCAAGUAAUUAUUAUAAACUAACUAAAAUAACACAUUUAGAGAACACUAAUAAACAAAACAUUACUGACACUUAUGAAAAACAAGGUAGUCAGGAAAUGUUAUCGCAAAUUGAUUCUUCUUCUUCAAUAAUUGAAAAUAUAUACGAAAAAGAAGAGAAUUUAAAAAAUAUAAAUUUUGAUGAUUGGAAAAUAAAACACGUAUUAGAAGGUUAUCAUAAAAGAAGUAUUAGUUACUUAGACUGGAAUGCAUAUGAAGAUUUGAUUGCAGCAUCUUCUUUUGAUAAUUCUUUAAAAAUAUUUCAGAAAAAUAAUGACAAUUGGAAUUUGAUUGAAAAUAUUGAAAAUGCACAUUUAAGUGAUGUCAAUUGUGUUGUUUGGUGCCCGCAAAAAUUUCAAGAUUAUUUCUUACUAGCCACAGCUGGCGAUGACUGCGUUAUUAAUAUAUGGAAAUAUACAAAGAGGUAA
Molecule: messenger RNA, 2187 nt
Organism: Plasmodium malariae
Lineage: Eukaryota; Apicomplexa; Aconoidasida; Haemosporida; Plasmodiidae
Gene: CIA1
Product: cytosolic iron-sulfur protein assembly protein 1, putative
Exons: 1
Coding region: 1-2187 (728 amino acids)
Biological process (GO): iron-sulfur cluster assembly
Cellular component (GO): cytosolic [4Fe-4S] assembly targeting complex
Molecular function (GO): protein binding
Source: RefSeq, a predicted model, not a curated record